Clonostachys solani is the source of this 1746-nucleotide messenger RNA. NCBI's taxonomy places the organism in Eukaryota, Fungi, Ascomycota, Sordariomycetes, Hypocreales, Bionectriaceae. The record is from the annotation of a GenBank genome assembly.
AUGGGUCUCCUUUUGGGAACUCUGAAAGAAAAGCAGGAUCCCAAGUGGCAUCCACUCCCAAAUUACCAUCUUAAGGCUUUGAAGGGAUGGCUGAAUGACCCGUGUGCUCCUGGAUAUGACGUUAAAAGAGGGACGUAUCAUUUAUUUUACCAGUGGAAUCCCAAGUCGUGUGAAUGGGGUGACAUUUGCUGGGGACAAUUUAUGAGCAACGACGGCCUAACUUGGGAGCAUAAUGGUUCAGGUCCCGCACUAGAGCGAUCGCUUCCUUACGAUCACCUGGGCAUCUUCACUGGGUGUAUGCACCCCACAGGUCCACAUGGAGAACCUGGUCAACUCACCGUCUUCUACUCGUCCGUCAAGCACCUUCCAAUCCAUUGGACUUUGCCGUACGAGCGCAACUGUGCAGGUCUAGCCAUGGCCACGUCUGUUGACGGCGGACACACCUGGCUUAAAAGUCCACUGAACCCCAUUUUGGAAGGCGAACCAGAAGGUCUUGUUGUCACCGGAUUCAGAGAUCCAUACUUGAGUCAAUGGCCUGAAAUGGCCUCAACUCUCGGUGAGGAUGGAAACAAGCUCUAUGGGGUGGUUUCAGGAGGAAUUGUGGGCAAGGGCCCUAAUGCAUUCUUAUACUCCGUCUCCCCAAACGACUUGGCUACUUGGGCGUACAUCGGAACUCUGACGGAUAUCCCCAUCGGCUUCACUCGCCCUACCCACUGGACUGGUGACUUUGGUUUGAAUUGGGAGUGUGUCAAUUUCAUGUCUAUCGGCGACGAAAAGGAUCGAGUCCAGGUGUUGACAUUUUGCUCGGAAGGAGGUUUCGGUAAAGACUAUGUCAAGGGACAAGAUGGCGAAAACGGUGCAUGGACCCUGUGGAUGGCUGGAUCGUUGCAAAAAGGGGAUUCCGGAGUAACUCUCAAGCAUGAAUUCAGUGGUUUUUUGGACCAUGGAAAUCUCUAUGCCCCCAAUUCCUACAAACAUCCCAUCUCGGGCGAGCGUAUUGUAUGGGGCUGGAUCAAAGAGGAUGAGCUGCCUCUUCCUCGGCGCGAAUCCAAGGGCUGGGCGGGAUAUCUCUCCAUUCCACGGGAGGUAUUCUUGCUUCGAAGAUCACAAGUGAUUCGGACAAUUAAAACACCCUUGAGGGAGAUGCCAUCAUUGAAUGUCUACAGGGAACCCAAUGGGACCAAUACUGUCCAGACAUUGGGCAUCCGUCCACUGCCAAGCAUCAAGGCCCUUCGAAAAUCGAAACCAAUCUUCUGGACAUUACCAUUAGGGACUAAGAAUGGAGACUCAAAUUUCCUUCGUGCGGUGAAAACUACGAGCUGGGAGAUAGAAGCAGUUGUUAGUGUUGGAGCUGGCCUUAAAAAGGUCGGCUUCCACAUCAAGCACAACAACGAUCAUUCACAUGGCACGACUGUCAUCUUUUCCGCCGAGGAUGAAAAGAUUACUGUUGACCGGAGUCGAUCAAAUGAUCAAGAUGACAUUCCAAAAAAGGCCGUCGAUGGACCCUUCACACUUUUUGUCCUUUCCGAGCAUGAGCUUGAAGUUAUAGAGGAAUUACACAUGCGACUCUUCUGUGAUGGGGACGUCCUGGAAGUGUUCGCCAAUGAUAGAUUUGCCCUCUCGACGGUUGUGUAUUCAGAUACUCAGAGCUGUUGUGGGAUUAGUAGCUUUGUAGAAAAAGCUGGUUGUGACGAUGCUACAUAUUUCCGGUCAAUCUCCUUGUGGGAAGAGUUAGGCGGUCCCUAG